AGAGACGAGCUGGGUGCGUUGCUUUAGGCACGUACUCCCGAGGUGCACGCCCACCAUCUCCCCCGCUCACCCUCUUUUCCAAAUGUGCUGCAAAGAAAAUUGUUGUUCUUUCACAUUUGCAGGGCACCGCCAUCCAAGUCUAGGUGAGCAGGACACCAGUUCUUACAGAACAUGGAUAGAGGGUGGUUUAUAGGACAAGAGAGGAUCCCCCCUACACAAUCGGAACAGCAGCUGUCCAGCUUUUUUGCUGGUAGCUCAAGGCCAUGCGUGACUAUCAACUUGACUGAAAUGCUUCACGCAGAUAAACCUAAUGCGGUAAAGAAGCCGAUUCCAAUCCGUCCCCCGAGCCCCGGAGUCUCCCUGCUAAGGGACAGAGAGUUCCACAGCAGCUUCUCCUGUGAACCAACACCGAAGCCUAUCAUCAGGCAGCGGUCACGCUCGCUGCCUUCCACCACAGAGAGGAAGAAACAUUGCAGAAAUGUAGGCGUGCGGUUUGUUGACUCUUUGGGGCUUGACCUGGAAGACAUCAGACUCUUCAGAUCUGGAGAGGAUCCACUUGUGCCACAUCACGUUACCUUUCGAUUGCUGAUGGGUGCAGAGUUGGCGGACGGAAAACAUCUGGAGAUUUCCUUGCCAUACAUGAAGCCAUUCUUCUCAGAGCAACCUGGCGACCGGCCAGGAUUCCUGCAUCGUCUCUGCGAGCGGAAAGUGUGUCUGGAGAGGGUCUUGUGUUUCGAGCUGGGUGUCAUCGGAAUCACCCAGGUCAUCAACUUGGACUUUGAGAAAGAUGUCACAGCUCGCUACUCGUUCACAGAGUGGAAGAGCUCCACAGAAACGAAGGCCUCGUGGGUGUCCACCGUCACCAAGACGUGGGAAGGGGGAGGGGGCCAACUCAGUUGCGAUACGUUUCGUUUCCACCUGCCUGUACCUCCUUUCCUGCAGCCAGGAGCAGAGCUAGAGUUUGCCAUCAAAUACAAAGUCUGUGGGGAGGAAUACUGGGACAACAACGAUGGCGAGAAUUAUAAGUUAGUUUGCCAUAACUACAAGCUUACUGUGCCCAAAGAAUGCGAGGAUAGCAUGGUGCACUUCAUUUAGGAUGCCUACUAAAGGCAGAAGCACUUUAGGAUUGUUGUUAGCAAGUCCACUUUAAAACAUAUAACUGCAUUGUCACAUAAUGUUCAUUAUGUUAAGCUGCUUUCAGACGUGCACAAUCUCCUGCUGCGUUCUUAAUAUGCGAAUGGCAAACUUUUGAAAAUAUCUGGACGCAUUAUCCGGAGAUCAUGAAAACAGCAUAGACCUCUGUAACAGAGGAUUUUUUAAAUAAAGUUAUAUUCAAGAUGAACUGUUACCAAACGUAGGCGGAGUGAAAUUAACAAACACUAGUGCACAUACACUUAACAACAACUGUAGAACCACUGUUCUUUUUUAAUGCACUUUAUUAAUUGAUUUUCCUGGCUAUUGAAAUUUAAAAAAAAAUGUACUUUAAUGUUGGAACAUCCCAUGAAGAUGACACUCACUGAGUGUUACAUAAAUUUCAGUGAAAACUGAAAUGAAAUGAAUGCACUUUCAGGUGGGUAUUUGACACAGAGAAUAGUUUUGUACAAUGCAGGAAUUUGAUCUGCUGAACCAAUGUGCUCUGUUUUCAGAGUUUAUUUUUGAGUCUAACCAAAUGUCCAAACAAUUUUACUGUCUUUUAAUGAAUGAAAAGUUAAUGCUUGAUUUUUCAACAAUAAAGCACAAUCACUCAAAAUGUUAA
Scophthalmus maximus (turbot) is the source of this 1756-nucleotide messenger RNA. RefSeq names its product protein phosphatase 1, regulatory subunit 3Da (gene ppp1r3da). Lineage: Eukaryota; Metazoa; Chordata; Actinopteri; Pleuronectiformes; Scophthalmidae. Gene Ontology annotation, cellular component: protein phosphatase type 1 complex. The record is from RefSeq and is a predicted model, not a curated record. The transcript has 2 exons. Gene Ontology annotation, molecular function: protein phosphatase 1 binding; glycogen binding. Bases 172 to 1095 code for a protein of 307 amino acids. Gene Ontology annotation, biological process: regulation of glycogen biosynthetic process.